Messenger RNA from Phytophthora sojae, 660 nucleotides. RefSeq lists its product as hypothetical. The record is from RefSeq and is a predicted model, not a curated record. NCBI's taxonomy places the organism in Eukaryota, Oomycota, Peronosporomycetes, Peronosporales, Peronosporaceae. The transcript has 3 exons. The coding region runs from base 1 to 660 and encodes 219 amino acids.
AUGCUCGCGGGACCGGACAAGGCCGGCGCGGGCAGUACGUUCGCGGCCCCCGUCAUGCCCGACACCGACGUCAUGCCCGACACCAACGACAUGCCCGAGCCCCUCGCUAUGCCUGACUCCGCCAUCCCGUUCAUGCCCGACAAACCCGACUCGACCUUCCCGUUCACGGCCCCCAGUAGCCCCAGCAAGGACGACAUCCGCGCGGCCUCCGACAUGCCCUGCAACGACGCAAUACCGGCAGCCCCUGACAUGCCCGACACGGUCGGCAUGCUCGCGGACCCCGACAAGCUCGGCGAAGCCAACCCUUCCGCGAUCCCCGACAUGCCCGGCGCGGCCAACCCUUCCGCGGUCCCCGACACGCUUGGCACGGACGGCAUGCUCGCUGACCCCCAACCUAUCCGGCACGCCACGAUCGAGUCCCCCGAGAUGCCCGGUACCGGCGACUCCGUCUGCCCCCUCCCCUCGACCAGCCCAGCGCGAACGGCAUGCUUGCGGACCCAGAUCAUCCCGAGGCUCACGAUCACCGACCAUGCCCGACCUGGACUGCGUGCUGAUCCCAACUUGGACAGUACGCUUGCGGUUCGGGCCAAACCUGAUACGGACAGCACGCUUGCGGCGGUCGACAACAUUGGCAUGGGCGGCGCGCGUGCGCCUCACUAG